AAACUCUAGGAGGGUGGCAAAUGGCUUUAACAGGAAAAGCCCUUGCAGGCCAAAGCCAAUAACAAAUAGUCAAAGCAGCACAAGAACACAAAAUGAGCAUUAUUAAACAAGUAUAGAAGAAUGAGACAUAUAUAAUGCAUGUUAUGUAACAAGAUUAAAUCUAACAUAUGAACAAAACUAUAUCUCUUACGCGUAUUUAUUAUUUUGAUAUUAUAGCCUUAGCAUUUGUUACUCUUCCUGUUUAGUUACUAAAUCCUAUUAAACCAGUAAGUAGAAUUUUGGAAGGUGAGAAGGAAAAAAAAUGGGGAAGGCAAGCAAAUGGAUUAGAAACCUUCUUCUAGGGAAAAAAGAAGAGAACUUCAAGCAGAUUGAUACAUUCUGCCCCGAUAAUAAGACCGCAAACACGGUUAAUAGUAGUAGCAGCAGUAAUAGUAAUAAGAUGGUAGUGAAGCGCAGAUGGAGCUUCCGAAAACUAACAAGUGGAAGAUCAACGGGCAAGGUAGUAGCUCAUAAAAUUUCCAAGUCUUUUGAUUCAGAUGACUCUCCAAAAUUACAAAUACAAGGCCUGUUCUAUACUCAGUCCCCAAGGUUUCGUCCAACAGCUGCUGAAUUUGUGAAAAAAGCUGCUACAAAGAUUCAAGCUUCCUUUCGCUCCUACUUGGCAAGGAGAGCAUUGCAUGCUUUAAAGGGAUUGGUGAAGUUACAGGCACUAGUGAGGGGUCACCUUGUAAGGAAACAAACAACUGCAACACUACGUGGAAUGCAUGCAUUGAUGUCGAUACAAGUUAGAGCACGAAUUAAAAGGAUUAAGAUGGCAGAAGAAGUAAAUCCCCUCGAAAUACAACCUCCAAAACACACAGAAAUUCCCUCCUUCAAAGGUCAAAUGAUACAACAAAAUCAAUAUUCAAAGAAUAUGAGCAUGGAAGAAAUGUUGGAGGUUAUGAGAAGUAGAAGUGGUCCACUAGAUGUUAAAAGCAGAAAGUAUGACUCAAUGGCAUAUUAUUCAAGAAGUCGAUCAAUUUCAAAACGAGAAAAUCAAUUGAAAAAGAAGGAGAAUCACAUGAAUAAUAAUCCUAGAACAAUUCUCACAGCACCAAACAGCCCAGAAAAGUACUACAGUGACAUGAUUGAAUAUAUGGACCCAACAACCUUAUCAACAUCUCAGCGUCACAUUAUUGUGCCUCCUAGAAAAUCAUGGUCAUCACCAAGUUACAUGAACAAGACAGAAUCUUCUAGGGCAAAAACAAGGUCUAUUAGUGAACCAAGACAAAGACCUAAACAAGGAACAGAACAGAGAAACAAGUCUAUAGAAUUUGCUUCUUUGAAGCAAAAUAUGUUGUCAAACUCAGCACGCUAUGAUCAUUGGGUUGUUAAUUCAAUGAAGGAGAGUAAGCAUGAUUCCUUUGGUAGCUAUGCGGUUACUACUAGUGAUGAUUCCUAUUAUUACUCGUGAAUUCUUGAAUGGUACAAAGUAAGCAAAGAUUCAAUAUUGAACCUUGGUGCAUAAAGCAAAACAUAAAUUCUGAAAUUGGAAUUUUUGUAACAAAACUUGAUGUAUGUUUUGUAGCAAUGCUAUAUUUGUUAAGAAUAAUGAUACGUGAAUAUGUUAGGAAUGAUUUAUAUGAAGGGGUGAGGAGAAAUUAGUAGAGGAUGGAGAUCGAAAGGGAGGAUAAAAAAAUUAAUGAUGGUGUUAAUGUGGAGGUUACGGUGGAAUAUAAUGACACCAAUAGUACUUCAUAUAUAUGUUUAAUAAAGGUUAUGUCUUUGAAACACAACACUAAAUACAAAUUAAAAACAAGACAAAUUUACACGCCUAAAA
Messenger RNA from Medicago truncatula (barrel medic), 1819 nucleotides. RefSeq names its product protein IQ-DOMAIN 14. The record is from RefSeq and is a predicted model, not a curated record. Gene Ontology annotation, molecular function: protein binding. NCBI's taxonomy places the organism in Eukaryota, Viridiplantae, Streptophyta, Magnoliopsida, Fabales, Fabaceae. The transcript is spliced from 3 exons. Bases 302 to 1453 code for a protein of 383 amino acids.